This is a messenger RNA of Xyrauchen texanus (razorback sucker), 2730 nucleotides long. RefSeq names its product autophagy related 4C, cysteine peptidase (gene atg4c). Gene Ontology annotation, molecular function: protein-phosphatidylethanolamide deconjugating activity. NCBI's taxonomy places the organism in Eukaryota, Metazoa, Chordata, Actinopteri, Cypriniformes, Catostomidae. The record is from RefSeq and is a predicted model, not a curated record. The transcript has 11 exons.
AUCGCCACUUCCUCAAAAUGUAAACAGAAGUGAACUGCUAGUUUGUCAACAUAAGAUAUGUGAGCAGGAGAAUAUAACUUGUUUUGGUCAUAUUAAAAACACUUCGGAGAAACUCCAGCAUUUGUGCUGAGAUGGGUUCUGCUCCGUGGCUGAUGGAAUGGAUACUAAAGGGACUGACGAGGUGGAGAAGCUGAAGUCCAAGUUCAUGUCAGCAUGGCACAAUGUGAAAUACAGUUGGGCUCUUAAAACAAAAACUGCAUUCAGCCGUAAUUCUCCUGUUUUCUUGUUAGGGAAAUGCUACCAUUUCAAGGCUGUGGAUGACGAAAGCCCUACGGAGAGUUGUACUGCUGAUGCAUUAGACGACAAUGUUGUCAUGGGCAACGUUGAUGGAUUUCGAAGGGAUUUCACCUCACGAGUGUGGCUGACCUAUCGAGAAGAAUUUCCCGCCCUUCCUGGCUCCACCCUCACUUCAGACUGUGGGUGGGGUUGUACACUUCGGGCAGGGCAGAUGAUAUUAGCCCAGGGUCUCUUGCUUCACAUCUUGGGUAGAGACUGGACCUGGGCAGAGGCACUGACCUUGGAGCCCCUGGAUACAGAGACAUGGACCAACAGUGCAGCACGGAAACUGGUGGCUACAUUAGAGGCCUCUGUUCAGGGAGAAAGAGCACAGGUCACCCAGCCUCUCUGCCCUGCUCAUGGAGGAGCUGAGAAGGCUGACUCCUACCUGAAAAAGUUGGAGUUAAAAGAUCACAUGUACAGUGAUGAUGUUAUUGAUAGCCAUUCAGGCCAGAUGGACAGCCACAGUGAUCCUCAUGGACUCAAUACUGGAGUUGCUCCUGAUAGUAGGGCUGUCAUCAUCCUUAUUCCCGUGAGACUGGGUGGAGAGAAAAUCAACCUAGAAUACUUCAGUUUUGUCAAGAGCAUAUUAAACGUAGAGUACUGUAUCGGCAUCAUUGGUGGAAAGCCUAAACAGGCCUACUAUUUUGUCGGAUUUCAAGAUGACAGCUUGAUUUACAUGGACCCUCAUUACUGUCAGUCUUUUGUGGAUGUCAGCACAAGCGAUUUCCCUCUGCAGUCUUAUCAUUGCCCAUCACCGAAGAAAAUGGCUUUCAAUAAAAUGGACCCAAGCUGUACAAUUGGAUUCUACUCAAAAAACGUCGAACACUAUGAAAGAAUUAGCAACGAACUGUCAAAGAUAUUGUAGCCUUCAUCGAAAGAGAAAUAUCCUGCAUUCACCUUUAUGAAAGGACAUGUGAAGGAUUAUGAGCUUUCCGUUUCUGUAGAAAAGAGAGAAUGGCCGUUCGUCAGGGACACAAGGAAAGCCGGGGUGACAUCUGGAGGCUUUGUUCUGCUCUGAGAGAAAGCUUUAAACCAAGCCCAAGUGAUACACCACAAAUCAGGACUACAAUUGUAAAUCUGGAUCUUUCUUGAUACAACACUGUGGACCUAAAAUAUAGGGCCCUGUGCCACCUUGGUCAUGCAUGUCAUUUCAGAAAAGGCCAAAUUAAAAGACUUGUUGUGGUGCAUGCACUAGCUUCACAAAGUUGGAACACUUGAGUGAAGCUAUGUAUCAAUAUUGGUGUCACAUUUAGAGCUGUAAUAUCCCGUAUUUGGCUGGUCUAUAUGUGUUUGAAAGCAAAAGUUAAUGUAGAUGUUUUGUUUAAAGUCUAGACACUGGAAUGCUCCAUAACCCUUCACAGAUCACAGCUCAUAGCCUCUCUCACACAAUACUAUAUGGAAGUUUGGAUCCAUUUACUGCAAAUAUUUCAGUGCUUAUACAUGCAUUUUGUAAUUCAACAACAAGUUUUCAACUAGAAUCACAUCAUUUCUCUCUGGGUAAAUCUAACUUAUUUUUUUAAUAAUGAAUCAAAUUAUAGAUGUAUUUUCCUUUUUUAAAAGGUACACAUAAUAUUGUGAUUUAUCAGAUGAAGGUUAAUUAUUACUAACUUGGGUUUUGUUGACUGGAAGGACAAUGUGCCUUCAGUGUGGAGUAGAAAACACUGUAUCCCUUAAGACAACAUACAGAGCCUAAAUUAACAUGUCAUGGUACCUGUUGAAAUUAUAUUUAGCAGUGGCAGCUUGAUUAAAAUAGGCCUCUCUGCUGCCAGCAUUUUAAGAAAUAUUAAAGUCAUUGAGUCCUCAAGUCUACGUAGGGAUCACUUUAUUAUUUACAAAUGGUAAAAAGCAGGACAUGAAUUAGUAUGAAUCAAAUGCAUAAAUAUUUAUAUUACAUUUGUUUUUUAAAUUAUUAUUAUAAUUUUUUUUUUUAUUCGUUAUUUAAUUGUAGGGACUAUUUCAGCAAAAUUGUUAACAUAUAAGAAGAUAUUGUGCUUUCAUUUCCAGAUGUUAUAAGUAACUUAAAAAUGUUUUUAGAAACACCUUGGAAUCACAGCACGUGUCAUUAAACAGAAAUGUAACACUAGCUCUUGCACACAGUGUUCACAUAUUGUAUGUAACUAACCUAGUUUUGUUAUCUGCUAUUUAUGCAGACCUAGUAAUUAUACUGUUUUAAUAAUAUGGAUUUUAUAGUAACUUUGAAUAAAACAAUGUAUUUUAGUACCAGUUGCCAAAACCAUUUUGCACAAUGAACAUUUCAGUUGUAUAAUUUGUUGAUUAUUAAUGCACAAUAAAUCUAAUUGUUGAACAGGCAGUACUCAGUUUACUGUAAUUACCAACAUGAAAGUUUUUUUCUUGUGUAGCUACAUUCUUACAUUCUUUAAUAAACAGCAA